Messenger RNA from Carlito syrichta (Philippine tarsier), 1164 nucleotides. RefSeq names its product C-C motif chemokine receptor 9 (gene CCR9). Bases 16 to 1125 code for a protein of 369 amino acids. NCBI's taxonomy places the organism in Eukaryota, Metazoa, Chordata, Mammalia, Primates, Tarsiidae. Gene Ontology annotation, biological process: chemotaxis; G protein-coupled receptor signaling pathway; immune response. Gene Ontology annotation, molecular function: C-C chemokine receptor activity. Gene Ontology annotation, cellular component: membrane. The transcript is spliced from 2 exons. The record is from RefSeq and is a predicted model, not a curated record.
UGCAUUGGACCCACCAUGACACCUACAGAAUUUAUGAGCCUUCUUCCUAAUAUGUCUGAUGACUACAACUAUGACUCCACAUCUUCUAUGGAUGACUACAUGAACUUCAAUUUCACUGACUUCUUCUGUAAGAAAAAAAACGUCAGGCAGUUUGCGAGCUACUUCCUCCCACCCCUGUACUGGCUCGUGUUCAUCGUGGGUGCCUUGGGCAAUAGUCUUGUCAUCCUUGUCUACUGGUACUGCACAAGGGUGAAGACUAUGACCGACAUGUUCCUUCUGAACUUGGCUAUUGCUGACCUUCUGUUUCUUGUCACUCUUCCCUUCUGGGCCAUUGCCGCUGCUGAUGAGUGGAAAUUCCAGACCUUCAUGUGCAAAGUGGUCAACAGCAUGUACAAGAUGAACUUCUACAGCUGUGUGCUGCUGAUCAUGUGCAUCAGUGUAGACAGGUACAUCGCCAUUGCCCAGGCCAUGAAAGCACAGACUUGGAGGCAGAAAAGGCUUCUGUACAGCAAAAUGGUUUGCUUUACCAUCUGGGUGCUGGCAGCUGCGCUCUGCAUUCCAGAAAUCCUGUACAGCCAAAUCAAUAGGGAAUCUGGUACUGCCGUCUGCACUAUGGUUUACUCUAAGGAUGAGAGUAGCAACCUGAAGUCAGUCGUCUUGACCCUGAAGGUCAUCCUGGGGUUCUUCCUUCCCUUUGUGGUCAUGGCUUGCUGUUAUACCAUCAUCAUUCACACUCUGAUCCAAGCCAAGAAGUCAUCCAAGCACAAGGCCCUGAAAGUGACCAUUACUGUCUUGACCGUCUUUGUCUUAUCUCAGUUCCCCUACAACUGCAUCUUGUUGGUGCAGACCAUUGAUGCCUACGCCAUGUUUAUCUCCAGCUGUGUCAUUUCCACCAACAUUGACAUCAGCUUCCAAGUCACUCAGACUGUUGCCUUCUUCCACAGUUGCCUGAACCCAGUUCUCUAUGUCUUUGUGGGUGAGAGAUUCCGCCGGGAUCUUGUGAAGACCCUGAAGAACUUGGGUUGCAUUAGCCAGGCCCAGUGGGUUUCAUUUACAAGGAGAGAGGGAAGCUUGAAGUUGUCGUCUAUGCUGCUGGAGACAACCUCAGGAGCACUUUCUCUCUGAGGGACCUUUCUGAGGGGCAUGGCUCUUUUGGAAGUAAUG